Blepharisma stoltei is the source of this 1734-nucleotide messenger RNA. NCBI's taxonomy places the organism in Eukaryota, Ciliophora, Heterotrichea, Heterotrichida, Blepharismidae. The record is from the annotation of a GenBank genome assembly.
AUGAUCCAAGCGCCAAAAGUCCAAGACAUGAAAGAUCUCACCAGAAUGGAAAGAAUCGGAGCCCAUUCCCACAUCCGAGGUCUCGGCCUAGAUGACAGUCUUGAGGCUCGUCAAGUUUCUCAAGGUAUGGUUGGCCAAAUGGAAGCCAGAAGAUCAGCUGGAGUAAUCCUUAACAUGAUCAAAGAAGGAAAAAUCGCAGGCCGCGCCAUUCUAAUAGCAGGCCAGCCAGGCACUGGAAAAACUGCAAUUGCAAUGGGUAUGGCCAAAGCUUUAGGCGAUGACACUCCUUUUACCAUGAUGGCACAAUAUUAAAAAUGUCAGUUAGAGAUAGGUCCUAACUCCUGCUCCGCAGGUAGGGACCUAUUUUCAAGCUUAGUGAUAGAGGUUGUGCCUCUUGAGAGUCUUGAAAGAAAGAGAAGAGGUCAGUGCUGAGUCUGGCACUGACUAGAGAAGUCUUAACAGACUUAUUAACAUUAACAGUUCGACGGUUAGGCCCGGCCCACCUACCGUUGCUCAGAGUUGUUAAUCAAGUUGGACCUCAAGCCAGGAGACUGCAUCCAAGAGUAAUUCAAAUUAAACUUAAACUUAAACCAUGAUGGCAGGCAGUGAAAUCUUUUCGCUCGAAAUGAGCAAGACUGAAGCUCUCACCCAAGCCCUCCGCCGCUCCAUUGGUGUCCGUAUCAAAGAAGAAGCUGAAAUCAUUGAAGGCGAGGUCGUCGAAAUCGAAAUCGAAAGAUCAGUCACCAGUGGCGCUAAAGCUGGAAAAUUGAUACUGAAAACCACUGAGAUGGAAACUGUCUAUGAUUUAGGAGCCAAAAUGAUAGAACAGCUGCAAAGAGAAAAAGUAGUGGCUGGGGAUGUGAUCACUAUUGACAAAGCAUCAUCUAAAAUUAGCAAGCUUGGCAGAAGCUUCGCUAGAGCUUCAGAUUAUGACGCCAUGGGAGCCCAAGCUAGGUUUGUACAAUGCCCUGAAGGAGAAUUAGAAAAACGAAAAGAAGUCGUCCACACUGUCACUUUGCAUGAAAUUGAUGUAAUAAACAGCCGAGCACAAGGAUUUUUGGCACUUUUUGCUGGGGAUACAGGAGAAAUCAGAAGUGAGGUCAGAGAACAAAUUGACCAAAGGGUUGCAGAAUGGAGAGAAGAAGGCAAAGCAGAAAUUGUCCCAGGAGUUUUGUUUAUUGAUGAAGUUCAUAUGCUUGAUAUUGAAUGUUUCAGCUUCUUAAACAGAGCUAUGGAAAGUGAUGCAGCGCCCAUUAUCAUCAUGGCAACUAAUAGAGGAUUUGCGCAGAUCAGAGGAACUAAAUAUAGAGGAGCCCAUGGAGUUCCUAUUGAUUUAUAAUGAUUUCUAAUAAAUAGGCUAGUAGGAUUUUAUAUAGAUUUUUAUUGGAAAAUUCAAGGGAAAUUUGUGUACUUGAUAGAAGUUUAAUUAUUAUGACGAGACCAUACACAGAAGAAGAAAUCCGAAGUAUCCUGAAAAUCCGAUGUGAAGAAGAAGAUGUAGAAAUGACUGAGGAAGCUCUGGAUUUAUUGACAACUAUUGGACUAGAUACCUCGCUGAGAUAUUCAAUACAGCUAAUCACAACUUCAUCGCUUGUAGCGAGAAAAAGAAAAGCUUCAGAAGUUGAUGUCCCAGAUGUGAGGAGAGUUUAUUCGUUGUUUAUUGAUUUGAAGAGGUCACAACAGUACUUAAAAGAAUAUGAAAGUGAAUACAUGUUUUCGGAAGUUCAAGGAUAA